CUUAACCCCCCUGGCGGCAUUCCCGAGUGCUGUGCUCGAGUGCUCAAAUGGUCAGUCCGCCCCUGCUCAGGAUUACUCUGCAGCAUUGCUCAGGGAUCUCUCCAGCACUUACCUUGUCCUUCGCUCCCGCGAUGUCCCCCCUGCAGCAUCCUUGGCCAUUUUGCUCCGGCCGAUGUUGGCAUCCAUCUUCCGGGUUCCAUUCCCUGCGAGCGUCGGGACGUAUGGGGGUUGGAACCGGCAGGAAAUUAAAAAAUUUUAAAAGGUGACAUUCACUCAAUACACUAAAAUCUCAUAGUAUAACAUUACUGUAUCAAACCAUUUCACAUACAU
Molecule: messenger RNA, 330 nt
Organism: Staurois parvus
Lineage: Eukaryota; Metazoa; Chordata; Amphibia; Anura; Ranidae
Source: the annotation of a GenBank genome assembly